Molecule: messenger RNA, 4785 nt
Organism: Neogale vison (American mink)
Lineage: Eukaryota; Metazoa; Chordata; Mammalia; Carnivora; Mustelidae
Gene: SYAP1
Product: synapse associated protein 1
Exons: 9
Coding region: 134-1192 (352 amino acids)
Cellular component (GO): cytoplasm; synapse
Source: RefSeq, a predicted model, not a curated record
ACGGAUAGAGAGGCUGCUCCGGGGUCGCACUUCCGGCCAUCUCCCUGGGAGACGCGCAUUGUGAAGUCCGGAGCCGGCCGUGCCAGUUAGGGUCUCCGGCGACCGGGACCGCAGUGGCGGCCCCGCGGGCGGGAUGUUCCGGGGUUUGAGCAGUUGGUUUGGCUUGGAGCAGCCGGCGGCGGGUGGCCGGCAAUCGGAGGGAGACGCUCCACCCCAGCAGUGCUCUGAAGUGGUGUCCGAGUCUGCGGACGGGGAGCCGCGUCAAGCGGGGAACCAGGAACUCCUUCACCAGGCGAAAGGCCUCGGCAACUAUCUGUUUAGCUUUGCAACUGCUGCUACAAAAAAGAUAACUGAAUCAGUUGCUGAAACAGCACAGACAAUAAAGAAAUCAGUAGAAGAAGGAAAGAUAGAUGACAUCAUUGAUAAGACAAUUAUAGGAGAUUUUCAGAAGGAACAGAAAAAAUUUGUUGAGGAACAGCAUACCAAAAAGUCAGAAGCAGCAGUGCCCCCAUGGGUUGAUAGUAAUGAUGAAGAAACAAUUCAACAACAAAUCCUGGCCUUAUCAGCUGACAAGAGGAAUUUCCUUCGUGACCCUCCAGCUGGAGUGCAGUUUCAUUUUGACUUUGACCAGAUGUAUCCCGUUGCCCUGGUCAUGCUUCAAGAGGACGAGCUGUUGAGCAGGAUGAGAUUCGCCCUUGUUCCUAAACUCGUGAAAGAAGAAGUGUUUUGGAGAAACUACUUUUACCGCGUCUCCCUGAUUAAGCAGUCAGCCCAGCUCACGGCCCUGGCCGCCCAGCAGCAGGCCUCCGGGAAGGAGGAGAAGAGCCGUGGCACCGAGGAAGACCUGCCGCUGACAGAGGCAGUACGGCCCAAAACGCCACCUGUCGUAAUCAAAUCUCAGCUUAAAACUCAAGAGGAUGAAGAGGAGAUUUCUACCAGCCCAGGGGUUGCUGAGUUUGUCAGCGACGCCUUUGAUGCCUGUAACUUAAAUCAGGAGGAUCUGAGGAAGGAAAUGGAGCAACUGGUUCUUAACAAAAAGGAGGAGGAGACAGCCGUUCUAGAAGAAGAUUCUGCAGAUUGGGAAAAAGAGCUACAACAAGAGCUUCAGGAAUAUGAAGUGGUGACAGAGUCAGAGAAACGAGAUGAAAACUGGGAUAAGGAAAUAGAAAAAAUGCUGCAGGAGGAAAAUUAGCUCUUUCCUGAAAUAAAAGAAUAAUGCUUAACAUUCUGUAACUGACAUUAAAUUCUAGAUGACAACACUUGCUGAAUCAGAAGGCACAAAAGAUUGGUAUAAUUUUGAAAUCCAAGAUUGUUCAUUUUUAGGCUGAAAUUUGCCUUUUUUGCUUUUAAAAAAAGUAUAUAGAAUAGUUAUUCUAAUAAUCGAAAAGGAUGUUUUAUGUACUAUUUCUUUAAUAUAAAUCUAUUUAGAGGUAUUCAAGUAGUCACUAUGGAUAUCUUUGCCACAGAAAUGCAAGUAAAAUUUUAGAAUUCUGUUUUCUGUGAGGUCAGAAUUAUAAUUUAUUCUUCAAUUUUUUUUUCUAAACAUUUGUACUUCUUGUUGCACUUUCACUGAUACAUGUAUGUUAAAGUACUUGUGUAAUGAAUUGAUAACUAUCAAAAUGACCAAAUUGUACCAAAGAACCUAAGAAGAAGCACUUUCAAGACUAUUUUCUUGCUAGGUAUUUUCUAAAAUUCCAUCUAGAAGCCAAAAGGUAAGAUAAUUAUGUUGAUUUUAAUGGUGUAAACAUCACACAAUUUGAAACUGAGAAAUACCGUGCAAAGACAUUAAUUUUUCUCUGGGGCCUUUUCUUUCUUUCUUGUGUUGUUGUUUGUUUCUUUCUUUCUUUGUUUUUUUAACUAUACCACAUUUAAUAUUGUUGCUUUCCUAAAUUCCAUAUCACAGUUUUUGUAGAAAAUGGGGCCUUUUGUCCUUUUUAUAUUAAUGACCUUCACAAGCCCAUUCAGCUUACAUUCUCUUGUUUUUGUUUAAAAAGUUUCAGCUUUGUUUGUCUUAAUUAAACUGUUAGUCCUUAUAAAAUUGUGUUACUCUAAGUGCAACUUACAGAACUUCACCGCUCAAUCCUGCUUAUAUUAUCCUACACCAGCAGGCCCAUGCUCAUAGGAUAUGGUCUUUUAAAAGAACAAGGUGGCUUAAUGUCAGAACACUUCUGAGGCGUUUGCUCCGUAAAACGUUCAUAUUUCUCAAGGAAACUUUAUUUCAUAAAAGGGAAUAGAGUUAAGAUGAUUCUUUAUGGGAAAAAAUGUACAUAUGUAUAUUUUUGACCCUAUAAAAAUUAGCCCAUGGUCCUCUAGCAAAGGUAUCAUCAGUGAGAGAACUGGAUGUGUGUCCGGGCUUUACUCGUGUUUGUAGCUUGGUGUACACACUGGUGAGUGAGCCAGACCGGCUCAGCUAGGACCCCUUGGGUUAUAGCAAUAAACUCACGUAUUCUAUGAAAUCGCUGACCCCAUCAUCAAGGGAUUGCCGCUCGUGGUGUAACAGUUGAUGAUUACUGAGUUUGGGUUCAGAGAUAAUGACUGGCAACUUCUUAAAUAAUCCUGUUGAAGGGAAAAGUUUGGGUUUUUUUAAAGUAGAGUUUUCUGGAGGGAAAGAAACAUGUAAAAUGUUUUGAAGUAGCUGAAAGUCCUGGAUGUAAGCAGAUCAGAAUACGACAGUGCUUUGCUCUUGGUAUAUGCACUAAAAUUCACAUUGUUGAAUAAAUACAAAAAGGCAAAUGUUUCAGAGAAAGCUAAGGAAAAAAAAAAACCCUAAAAUGACAAUAGACGUGUUAUGGUUAUUACUAUCGACUUUACAUGAUAUUCUUAUUGCAUUUAAAAACAAGCUAAUUGUGCAUUGCUUUAUAAAAACAAAAGACUAAAAUAAUAUUUAAUACACAGCAUAAAAAUAUAGUUAUGCUCUUUUUAUGAUUCAAAUAGGAGUAAAAUGUUCUGCUCUCUUAAGUGAUACAGGUAACUGAAAUGUAUUCCUUUAAAGGGAAAAAUAAUUUAUAACCACGGUGGGUGGAAAAUUUCUAAGUAUUUAUUACAUGCCCGAAGGGUAGCCAACAAGCUAUGCUGGGCAUAAAAACACAUAAGCUUCACACUAUGUGAAGAUAUAAACACAUUAAAUAAAAACAUGUAAGCUUCACACGAUGACUCCCACACUAUGGGGAUCAUACCUCACCGCUCACAGUGUGUGGCUCAGGAAGUAGCAAUGGCCAGCCCUAGGAGUUUGCUAGAAAUGCUGGGUCUCAGGCCUGGCCACAGACCUGAUGGCCCGGACUCCGCACGUUACUGAGACCCCCAUUAGAAUGGGCUUUACAGUUGGAGGCACGUUGGACUAGUGUCCUAAUGCCCUGAGGGCCGCUGAGGUUGCUGGUGCUUUGUACUUUUUACCUGUCCGCUAUCAUGGUUGGAUGAUGGUGUCUUUCUAGUCGGUGUUACAGAUGCCGCCUCUGCUGUUCCAGCCAGUUCCUGCUGCCGACUCACCUUUCCACGCUGCCAAAUAAAGAGGAGCCAAGCUCCCAGGGAGACGAUGAAUAAUCCUGCUAAGUCAGAUCUCUGAUGUCACAGAUUUCAGAGGGAAAUAACAACGCUACAAAGCCCACAGAUAAGGCUUCACAGUGAGAACUGCUUCACAUGGUCACAAGCUUUCUCUGAGGCUCCUAAGCAGCAUCGGAGGGCUGCUGGCCCCCGAAGGCUAGAAAGGGUGGAUGGAGCCCUGUGUGGCACGUUCAUGCACAUAAAAUCAAGUAAAAAUAGUUGACAAGGUGAUGGAGUAUUGAACCAAACUUUGUCUUUAAGGCCAAUUUUAGCUACAGGGAGUCUUACUCUACAAGAACGAGAACGUCUGUGUACAGUUCCAGCCAUUUACGGCCCGUAGGACAAGGCCACUGCUGCCCCAGCCUUCGCCCGAGCGCGCCCGACUCACGAUGUCCGAAGCUCCUCAUAUGCAGAAGUGGCAACUUCCUAGGCGAAGUGGGAAAUCUCAGUUUGGAACUUUUGAAAAGUUAAACUAGAAAACCUUGUCUUUUAGGAGAUAAGGCCGCAAUGAUACUUGUAACUCGGAGUGUUUCCCGUACAGUAACCAAGAUGGUUUUUCACAAACUAUUAUUACAAAUAGGAUUUUUAGGACAUUUUAAAGGUUUACAAAACAAACAAAAAAAAAGAUCACAUCCAACUUGCGAUAGGUUAUUUCCCUCCUUGACCACUUUGGUAUAAAAACCAGGACUGUGAAUGUGCUUCUGUAAAUACUUUGAUUUGGUUCUUUCUGGUAGUAGUGAGAUUUUUCCAUUUUAAAGUUAAACCUUUUUCACCUGUAAAAAUUAGAUGCAUUUAACUGUCGCAAAAUUUGUUUCAGCUUUUAAAAAUAUAAGUACUAGGAAUUUUGAUAUAGUUUAUAUAAUCCGUUUUAUUGGGAGGAAAACAGGCCUUUUUAAUAAAUGAUUAUUUCCAGACUAUAUUGAUAGGAAAAUAAAAUUACAAGAUGCAUGUUACAAUACCCAAAAAAGAUGGUGCAUAUUAAACCAGUGAGUCAUGGCAGAUGACAAAUACAUAUUCAUGAACCUUUAAUCACAUGCAGUUACAUAUUUCUCAUGAGUCAUCAGUUGUUUAUCUGGUCCUCACACUUAGGGAUUUGUUCAGAUGAAGCCGUUUAUGAUUUCAGUUGUUAAACUACGAUUAGUUUUCAAUAGCAUUUAUUCAGUGCAUUCUGAUCUAUUUCCAAUAUGAAAAAACUAUAUUGAACUUGGUUCUGAAUAAAUAAACCUCAUUUGUAGUGAUAUGUUA